GGUCCUCGGGCGAUGUCGUCGGGUCCGCCAUUUUGGAAAUGAGCAUUAAAAGUGGUGCGUUCGGGUGCUCCUUUGUAAAAGUGAGGAUUCGACCGACGGGGGCAGACAGAAAGUCAAACUGAACAAAGAGAAAGCACAACUCCCGUUUGGGAGACAAAAAAGUCCUCGAAUGUCGCAGCACCGGAUGCAGUAGCCGACUUUGAGCACAGGGUGUCGCUGUCAUACAACACUCCCCAACCAGGUUCCUUUCAUUUUGGAUCACCUGACUGCCACAAAGGCAAACUGGCCUCAAGCAAAGGAGUGUGUCACGCUCUGCUUGCCUUCCGCUCAGCACAAGAAACUCUCCAGAGGUGUUUGUCCAGGAGAAGACUGCCAUCUUGCCUCCUUCUCACCUGCAGGAUGCACUUCCUCCCGGCAACAGGCCUCAUUUAGGCCUUCCUUUGCCCUCGCACGCUCUGGUAUGCAACUGAUUUUCUCAGGAGAAGGCGUUUGUUCACGGCUUUCCUCCUGGAUUACUUGUGGAGAUUAGUGAUGGGGAAUGCUGCUACGGGGGCCGCCGAGCAACAGGAGCCACCCGACGGUCGUGAAGCAAGGAGCUCGGUCUCGUCUGGGAUGAGUGAGCCGACGCCCCCGGCGCUGCAGAAGAAGCAGCCGCCUCCUCCAAAGUUGCCCAAGCCUGCCGAGAAGGAGUUGGAGGAACGUUUCAAUGUGGUUCUGAGCUACAUGAACCUUCCGCCUGAUAAACUGCAGCUGUUGAGUCAAUAUGACAACGACAAGAAAUGGGAGCUCGUCUGUGAUCAGGAGCGUUUCCAGGUGAAAAGCUCACCGUCCGCCUACCCGGCCAAGAUCAAGAGUUUCUACCAGGAUCAAGUAGUGGUGGCACGUAGGAAAAAAAGAAUCCAAGAGGCCACAAAGGUCCUGAAAGAUUUGGAGAUAUCCCUUCGCACCAACCACAUCGGCUGGGUUCAGGAGUUCCUCAACGAGCAGAACAAAGGUCUGGAUGUGUUGGUGGAGUACCUGUCUCAAGCACAGAGCGAUGCCUUGUUUGACGUGGACACCAGCGAAAACGGCAGCACCCUGCAAGACCGAACAAGAACCCUCAAUGGAAGGUCCAUCGAAGACCUGACCAAGACCACCAACGCCACCACUAGCGGCGGCGCCUCGCAGUCUCACGGAAUGAGCCGAGCGGCGCGAGCGCUCACCGUGAGGAUUAGCUCCACUCUGGGAAACAAGAUGAUGAAGAGGUCGCACUUACCCAGCCAGAGAGAUGACGUGCACGUGUGCAUCAUGUGUCUGAGAGCCAUCAUGAACUACCAGUCUGGUUUCAACCUGGUGAUGACACACUUGCGAUGCGUCAACGAGAUCGCGCUCAGUCUGAACAGCAGGAAUCACAGGACCAAAGCCCUGGUCCUGGAGCUGCUGGCUGCUGUGUGUCUGGUCAGAGGAGGACAUGACAUCAUCCUGUCUGCGUUUGACAACUUCAGAGAGGUGAGCAGAGAGAGGAGCCGCUUUGAGAAGCUGAUGGAGUACUUCAUCAAUGACGACAGCAACAUUGACUUCAUGGUGGCCUGCAUGCAGUUCAUCAACAUAGUGGUCCAUUCGGUGGAGAACAUGAAUUUCCGCGUACACCUGCAGUAUGAGUUCACUCAGCUGGGCUUGGACAAGUAUCUGGAUAGCCUGAAAGAAACGGAGAGCGAGAAGCUACAGGUGCAGAUCCAGGCCUACCUGGACAACGUGCUGGACGUUGGUGCUCUGCUGGAGGACGCCGAGAACAGAGGUGGCGUGCUGGAUCACGUGGACCAACUGCAGGACCAUAACGUCAAGCUCAGUGCUCAGCUCCACGAGAUGGAGACUCAGACUGUUGAGAAGAUUUCUGAACUUGAGACUCAGCUCAUGCAGGCCACCAAAGAGACGGAGCUGCUGAAGGAAAGCCUGAGAGAUUCGUGUUCUCAAGUGAGCACCCUACAGCAGAGGGAACGUGAGAAGGAGCUGGACAGGGAGCGAGAGAAGGAGCGGGAGCGUCUGAACGUAGCGACACCUCAGGCACCUUCCGAGUUAGAGCAGAAGAUCCAUGAGCUGCAGGAGAAAGGUCUGAUCCGCCUGGGCCGGACCGCCUCCGGGGGCCUGGACAUCCAGGUGGUCCCCAUUACGGUGACUGAUUACAUCCCGGCACCGGCGCCUCAGCCUAGCGUCACCGUGUCCUCCUCCACGCCAUCCCGUCCUGUUGUGCCUCGUCCAACUCCUCAUGGUCCUCAAAUACUUGCAUCUUGUCCCGGAGGAGAGACACAACUUCCUCCUCCACCUGGAGGAGCGCCACCGCCACCUCCUCCACUUGCUGCAGUAGGAGGGCCACCACCUCUUCCGCUUGUUGCAGCAGCAGGCAGACCACCACCGCCGCCGCCACCGCCGCCUCCUCCACCAGCUGCUGGAGGAAGUGGUGGUGGACCUCCUGCUGGAGGAGGACCACCACCACCGCCUCCACCACCAGGGGUCGGGCCGCCGCCUCCUCCUCCACCUGGGGUCGGACCACCUCCUCCACCUGGGUCUGGACCACCCCCUCCUCCUCCACCCGAGGGCGGACCGCCGCCUCCUCCUCCUGGGACUGGACCACCUCCUCCACCUGGGGCCGGACCACCACCUCCUCCGGGUCCUGGAGCACCUAACACUCAGUCUGGUCUGAAAAACAAAAAGACCAUCCAGACCAAGUUCAGGAUGCCGCUGUUGAACUGGCAGCCUCUGAAACCGAACCAGGUCACAGGAACCGUUUUUAACGAGCUGGAUGACGAGCAAGUCCUGGAGGAGCUGAACAUGGAGAUGUUUGAGGAACAGUUCAAGACCAAGGCUCAGGGGAACCCGUCCGAUUUGUCUAAAGUCAAAAAGAAGUUGGGGCAGAAGUCCCCCAGUAAGACGUCUUUGAUUGAUGCAAACAAGGCCAAGAACCUGGCCAUCACCUUACGCAAAGGCGGGAUGAAUCCUUCACAGAUCUGCACCGCCAUCGAGAUGUAUGACCAGCAGUCCUUGUCCAUCGACUUCCUGGAGCUCCUGGAGCACUUCAUACCAUCAGACUUCGAGAUGAAGCUGCUACUCAACUACGAGAAGGACGGGCGACCCCUUGACGAGCUGACGGACGAGGACCGCUUUAUUCUCCACUUUGGGAAGAUCCCUCGCCUGACCCAGCGCAUCAAUACGCUCACCUUCAUGGGGAACUUCCCCGAGAGCGUCAAACGUCUUCAACCGCAACUCAACUCCAUCAUCGCGGCGUCCAUGUCCAUCAAAUCCUCGGCCAAGUUAAAGAAGAUCUUAGAGAUCGUGUUGGCGUUCGGGAACUACAUGAACAGCAGCAAAAGGGGGGCGGCUUACGGUUUUAGACUGCAAAGUCUCGAUCUGCUUCUGGAAACAAAGUCCACCGACCGCUCGCAGACUCUUCUCCACUUCAUCACCAACAUCAUCCUGGACAAAUACCCGGACUUGGCGAACUUCUACACGGAGCUUCAUUUCGUGGACAAAGCAGCCCUCGUGUCCCUGGACAGCAUCCUGCAGGAUAUCCGCUUCCUGGAACGAGGCAUGGAGAUGACCAAGAAGGAGUUCCUGGUGCAGGACGACAGCCCGGUUUUGAAGGACUUCAUCAAAAGCAACAGCGAGCAGUUGGAGUCGCUGACCAAGGACAGCAAAAUGGCGCAGGAAGCUUACUGCUCCGUGGUGGAGUACUUCGGGGAGAACCCCAAAACCACGCAACCGGCGAUGUUCUUCCCGCUUUUCUCCCGCUUCAUUAAAGCAUACAAGAAAGCUGAGCAAGAGAUUAAUCAGAAGAAAAAAACAGAACUGGAUGUAAGCGAAGGAAAAAGUAGCCCGCCCACCAAGAGCGCAGGUCCACGGGGUCCUUUGAUGCCCAAGUUGGACUUCAUAGCCGAGCUGAAGAGGAAGCAGGUUCAGCCCGGCGUCCGUGAGGGCAAAGAUGGCGCCUUGGAGGACAUCAUCACAGACCUGAGGACCACGCCGUUCCGACGCACGGAUGGUCGCCGGCCAACUCAGCGCCAGGAUACAUAAUAAACACCCAAGGCUAAAAACACACACAAACACACACAAGAAGCAGCUUUAAGUGGAAAAAAGCACAAAUGUUUGUUGACAUUUGACCUUGUAAAUACAAUACCUUCAUUUUAAUUAAGAAGUUACAAAAUGCAUAUUUGGAGUCACGUGUUAUGUAAUAAUAAUCAUUUUUAAAAAGUAGUCAGUGUUUUUGUGAUUUUGCACACAAGCAGGGCCAUACAAUAAUGAUCUUCAAUGUACCACAUCGUAGUAUUUUAUUAUUAUUAUUAUUUUUUUGUAAAGGAAAAUUGUGCCAACAUUAUGGGGGGAUUCUGCCAACCGAGUUGAGUGGAAAGCCGGACUUACCUGUUCAAAGAAGGUAGAUUUUUUUUAAAAACAUGUGUGGUAUCUUUUAGCUUGAUUGACAUAUUCAUUCUUCAUUUAGAGAUUUUAAUAUCUGAAAAAAAACAUAAUCCUGUUCUGUCGUUUAUAUUCUUUCUGUUCAUUAAAUACAUUGAAAAUGGGCACAGUUGCUAAUGGAGAUUAAUCAUGACUAGACGGGUAGGGGAUAGUUAGUAUAAUAAAUGAGUGUUAACUUGGGUAUUAAAUGCUCUAUUUCAGGGGUCUCAAACUCAAUUUACCUGGGGGCCACUGGAGCUAGGGUCUGGGUGAGACUGGGCCGCAUCAAGUUUUCAAAAAAACGCAUUUAUUAAAAACAGAAAAAUGAAUAAACUUUGCUUUGGUUCCGAUUUUCUACAAUAAAAGCUCUGAUAAAACAUUCCACUGUUCUCAAUUAUCUUAAUUUUUAUUUUUCUAUACAAAAUAAGAUGAAAAAUAAAUAAACAAAUCAAGAAUAAAGAAAAUCAAUCAAUCAGUAAUAAAUACAAUAAUAAUAAUAAAACACAAACCAUUAUUAGAACCCUGUAGACAUGACAAAACACGACUAUAGUCACAUUUAUACUCUUUCUAUUUACAACAUAUUGCGCAACUGCAGGGUCUUGAGACACAUGCUAACUCGCUAAACUAGAGAGCUAGCGACCUAAACGGUAGCCUCCAAGUUAUUUCCUUUGAACUUAAAAAGCCAAAAACUUACCACUUCCACACGGAUAGGGAGGAUAACUAUUAACAGUUAUUUAACCUUUAACAUGAACAUUAAUCAAACAUAAUAAUUUUUUUCUGGGUACAUGAUACCAUACAGCAUCCAUAUCAAACUUGCGCGGGCCUGCACUAACAUUAAACUUUCAUAUCAAGGCGGGGGCCGCGUGUUUGAGACCCCUGCUCUAUUGGCUUUUAGCGGUCACAAUCUUUCGGUAACCCAUCUUAACGCUCCAUAAUAAUUACUGAUUUUGUUUGUAAAAUACACCAGCUGGGAUGGCUACUUUUUUGAAUAAUAAUAAUAACUUAGAAUAAUAGGAUAUCAAACGUCCUCUUUCAUGUGAAAAUAAUAAUAAUAAUAAUAAUACAUUUUAUUUGUAUAGCGCUUUUCAGAGUACUCAAAGACGCUUUACAGUAGAGAAAAAUAAAUUAAAAUAGAGUUGAGUAAAAACAGUAAAAGAUGCAUUAAAAUACAAUAUCCAUACAUUUAUUCAGAGCUAAAAACAAGGCUAAAAGCGGGGCGGGGUGCAACAGUCAGGUAUAAAAAACAUGCACGACAACCGGAAUCGAGCACAAAAACCUGGGUUGGCAGAAUACCCCCCAUAACAGCAGCAAUACGCAAAUUAAAGUGAAAAAAAACAACAAAAAAACUUAACUUACAUACUCCCGCGUCAACUGAACUGAGAGCUCCAGGUGUCAUUUUAAGAUGUGUAGCGAAGCCUGUUGAUUACAACACACACACACACACUGGGAAGGCGGGGAAACUGUACAAGAGAGCUGCACUUUAUUGGACACACAACCACAGCAAGUUAUGUACAAAACUUUUUUGUUUCUCACAAUGGAAAAAAAAAAACACACUUUCCUCACAUAAAAGUCAUGGCAUCCACACUGAUAAAUGAAUAUCUGCACCAUUGAUACUUUCUCUAAUAAAGUCAUAUAUUAUUAAAUAUAUUUAUAUAUAUAUAUAUAUAUAUAAUAGAUCUAUGCCGUGUGUUCUUACAGUAUGUCACGCGACAGUACCCGCACACACCGGGAGUGGCGUUGAAUCGCUUUUUGGAUAUUCCAUCACAGAUGAACAUGCCUGCCUUUUCAGUCAGAUAAAUAACAUUUUACACCGCUAACACAUCUUUUCUGGAGGAAACAUUCAGUAUAGACAUUUUUUUUUUUUUUUUAAACUUAAAAUUCAUCUUGACGGCACCGUGCGACACAUGCAUUUGUUGUGUUUCAAUACCUCUGAAUCCAUCUUCAUCAUCAUCAUUAUUAUAAAUAAAAAUGUUGCUUCUGGACAUAAGUCGGACUGGCUAGGAACGUUUAUGUAUUCACAAAUGGGCUUUUUUUUUCUACUUGCGCCAACACAUUCAUGUAAAAAUACAGUACAUACUAUACAUACUAUAUAGCACGUGGCUUUAGCGUAGAGAUGUCAAUAAUAAUAAUAAUAAGGAGCCAAAAAAUGAAGGAGAAAGCGCUUAAAAGAUGAUGUUAUUCCUUAUUGAGCCAUCUCAGUGGUUCUGUUUUUCAGACUUGUUUUUUUUUUUUUUUUUUUUUGCUUAAGAGUUGUCCGGUUAACAAGCAUACAUGAACGCAACAUUAAAAGUCAUGUGACCUAAGCACCAUUAUGAAAACAGUGGAUAGAGUGAAGCAAAGAAAUAUAAAAAAAAAACAAUAAAAUAAAAAAAAUGGGCAAAAAAAAAAAGUCUUAAAAUGUAAAAAAAAAAUAUUCAAACAUACAGAAAAUAAAUAAAUAAAAAUAAAAUAAAAAAGGAAAUCCCAAACGCAUCAAUACAUACUUCACACAACAUGUGUGUCCAUAAAGAAAAUUGCAAAAUUUUCUAAUAACAUUAAAAAAAGUGCUAAGUAUAUAUACUUUGAAUUAGAAUCUAUACAGAAUAAUCUAUACAGAUAGAACAAAUAUUAAACAAAAAAAAGUACAAAUAAAUAAUCUUUGUGUGAAAUGCGAUAAAGGAAAAAAAAACAUUUGUACAAAAAUGGUUACUAGAAUCAUUUAUAAAAACUUAAAGGAGGUGAAGACAUUUACAGUAUAUU
Doryrhamphus excisus (bluestripe pipefish) is the source of this 7164-nucleotide messenger RNA. RefSeq names its product formin-like 1a (gene fmnl1a). Gene Ontology annotation, cellular component: cytosol. The record is from RefSeq and is a predicted model, not a curated record. NCBI's taxonomy places the organism in Eukaryota, Metazoa, Chordata, Actinopteri, Syngnathiformes, Syngnathidae. Gene Ontology annotation, molecular function: actin filament binding; small GTPase binding. Gene Ontology annotation, biological process: cortical actin cytoskeleton organization; cell migration; regulation of cell shape.